Messenger RNA from Hyaloscypha bicolor E, 976 nucleotides. RefSeq lists its product as uncharacterized. NCBI's taxonomy places the organism in Eukaryota, Fungi, Ascomycota, Leotiomycetes, Helotiales, Hyaloscyphaceae. Bases 408 to 656 code for a protein of 82 amino acids. The transcript has 2 exons. The record is from RefSeq and is a predicted model, not a curated record.
AGACUCGAAGCCAUCUCCAUUGUUUCUUCCAUUCCUUCCCACUGAUUGGCCCACACGAAAAUAUCUCAACACACCAUCCCAAACUCCGGGGCUCCACCAUCCCCGGAAGUCUCUAGCGGGAGAUCGUUCCCCUGAUCCGAGACCCCACUCCUCACCGAUUUUCUCAAUCCCCACUGACUCGUCACCCAGUCGGCCUCCGGCCCUCCUGUAACCCCGAGUCUGGGUUUUCAACACUUGUGCCUCACCCCUCCCCAUACCUCUAUUUUCUAAUCAUCUCCCCUUCCCUUCUUCGCUUCUCCACGUACCCGUUUAUUUGUUUACUCAUCUCGAUACUCUCCUUUUCGAAUACAUCAACACAUUGCACUACAAGCGAGAUGGGAUCCUGCCUCACCCGCCUAAAAAAAGAGAUGGCAGCGCCACCUCAGAAUAACGGCAACUGGAAUUCUCUUUCCCCGCAACGGCCAGAUGCAUAUGCUCCCAAACCCAGGCAACAAGUGCAGAAGGUGCGGGUUCCAGGGACGAUCGGUGCGCAGUUGGGCAGGAUAGAGACACCGAGUGGGAUCCCGGGGCUGACGUUUGAUCAUGCUGGACGGCCUGUGUGGCGGGAGGAGAAUGCGGUCAAGGCGGAGACGGAGCAUAGGGAGAAUAGAUGGUGAAAUAUUUCAUGUUGGGGAGAUGGGUGUGGUUGAGAUGUUGACACGGGGAUACAAAUGGGAAAAAACGAAAACGCCGCACGGGAAGCCUCACCAUCUCCGGCUUGGAGGAUAUCGCCACGCGGGGGUUGUGAUGAAGCUUGAGGGGAUAAAUGAGGAUAUGAGGAAUUGGGAGUACGGCUUUGCGAGAAAGGGAAAUGGUUUGAAUUGGAGCUUGGGAUCGUAGAAGAAUAAAAUUUUGCUUUCGGACUGGCCCCAAGCGCGUACCAAUAUCCAAUUGAACGGGGGAAUAUGAACAAGGUUCCGAAGCCUCUGAAUCCAUG